Messenger RNA from Clarias gariepinus (North African catfish), 1902 nucleotides. RefSeq names its product CD48 antigen-like. Lineage: Eukaryota; Metazoa; Chordata; Actinopteri; Siluriformes; Clariidae. The transcript is spliced from 3 exons. The record is from RefSeq and is a predicted model, not a curated record. Bases 1076 to 1804 code for a protein of 242 amino acids.
UAUUCUGGUCAGGAUGGAGGUGGAUCCCAGGAACACUGGACAUGAAUCAGGAAUCCACUCUGGAUGGGUCACCAGGACUCCACACACAUUCACACACUCAUUUACACCAAGAACCAGUUAAUCUCAGCCACUGCACUCACUAUCUAAGUUAAAUGUAUUUCAGAUCUGUUAGUGUUAAGCCUUUAGAGGGAAGUCGAGAAUGAUGUAUUAAUCAUAAUACUGGAGUGUGUGUGUUCAUAUCACAAGUCUAAAACUGAUGAAUAGAGACUAAAUGACUUUAGGAUGAGAAUAUUAGCUGUUCAGAUUGUUACUGUUCCAUGGUGAUGGUUGGAACAGUGUUGUUUAUGGACAGUAACACUGCUACUCAGGGCUGCUGUGUUUAUAAGGAAAUGUUUAGGAUGUUGUGGAUGGAAUAAUGUUCCACUCUGACAGAGACGUCUAAAUUAACUCGUCCUCUCUUUAGGAUUUGUUGGAGCUGGUAUCAUGUGAUCAGGUGAUAUUUACAGAGUGACUGAUGAUGGUGUUUUUAAUCCUCUUCUAUAAGAUCCUCCUCUUCUAUACACCUCCAUAUCUCCAUUUAUAUAUUCAUUUUUAUUUAAUGCAUUUUAUAUUAUAAUUCACACAAAUGUACUGCAUGGCCGUUUGACUGAAAAUGAAAUUAAUGUCCUGUGUAUUUCCCCUCUACACCCCCCAAAUAAUUAACAAUAAAUACUAAAUGACUAUUAAAUUAAAAACCAAAGGGUGCACUGACUUUUGCACAGACUGUUCUGUACUAAAUAACGUGGAGUGUUAGUGCACCCACUAAACCCAUGUGAGAGACAUUUUAUAAAUGAAUCCUGCCAUCCCCAGAGCUGAAGGGAAGCGUCACGGAGCAUGUAGAGACUGAACACGCUGAGACAGGAGGGUUUCUACAGGAGGCUUCAGUUCUCUAAGCUAACAGUGUGAGGAAGGCUGUGUACUGCAGCUCCAUACAGCAUGGACUUUAACUGCUUUGUGCUCUGAAUUCCUCACUCACACUGAUGUUCGGGACAAAGGGGAAACGUCUGGCUGAGAAACGCUGACUAUGGAUUAGGAAAUGAUGAAGAUUUUACCAGGAAACAGGAUUCUCUGGACUUUUCUUCUCCUGCCGUGCUGUUUACUGUGUGCAGCUGGAGAUGAGACUGUCACACUGCAGGAAGUGGAAGGAACCACUAUAACUCUCCAUACUGGGAUAACUGGGAUUCAGAGUGAUGCUCAGAUUCUGUGGUUUUAUGGACCUGAGAAAGCAGAGGAGAAGAUAUUAAACAGUCAUGUGAUUAAAGGAGAAACUGUUACAGAAAUCAGUGAGAGAUUUAAAGAGCGACUGCAGCUGGACAGAAUCAGUGGAGCUUUAACCAUCAGGGACAUCAGCAGGAAUCAUUCUGGAGUUUAUUUAUUACACGUCAUCGCUGGACGUCUCUCAUCUAAGACUUUCAGUGUCAGUGUUUAUGCUCCAGUAUCAACUCCAGUAAUAAGAAAUCAAAGAGAAAAUCAAACUGUUCCCCCCACAGAGUUGUGUUUCCCCCUGUGCACUGUGGAGAAUGGAGAAGAUGUGACGUUAUCCUGGUACAGAGGGACUGAGAGACUCAAUAUCACCAAUAACACAGAUCUCAGUGUUAACCUCAGUCUCACACUGCAAAUACACAACCAGGACAUUAACACUAACACUUACACCUGUGUGUCUGCAAACCCUGUCAGCAAUAAAACAACUUCUCUCAGCAUCACACAGCUCUGUGAUCAUCACCCAGGUACGGCAGAGUCUUUAACACACACAGUGGAGUAUUAGUUCAGUGCAGUGUCAUAGUACAGGGUUCAUUAAUAUUAUAUAUGAGAAUCUCUGAGGGGUUUCAGUGUGUGUUUUAUGUAAAGCUGGACAAUAUGAGA